Penicillium pulvis is the source of this 1557-nucleotide messenger RNA. RefSeq lists its product as uncharacterized. Lineage: Eukaryota; Fungi; Ascomycota; Eurotiomycetes; Eurotiales; Aspergillaceae. The coding region runs from base 1 to 1557 and encodes 518 amino acids. The transcript has 7 exons. Gene Ontology annotation, cellular component: membrane. Gene Ontology annotation, molecular function: carbohydrate:proton symporter activity. Gene Ontology annotation, biological process: carbohydrate transport; transmembrane transport. The record is from RefSeq and is a predicted model, not a curated record.
AUGUUGAAAAAGACAGCAACCGGCACUUGGCUUCCCGCGUGGGUUCCAGAGACUACUUCAACUAUCUCCAUCCUGUUGCUUGUUUCCUCAGUCGUGCAAUCUACAACGGGAGGCUAUGACGGUUCCAUGCUGAAUGGUCUCAAUAUCCUACCAUCCUACACCGGAUAUUUCAACUUGAACGAUGGCACCACUGGAUUAAAUACUGCGUCCGUUUUCAUUGGCGGAUUCAUUGGUCCACUGGUAUCAGGUGUCAUGGCAGACAGAUUGGGCCGUCGCCCCGCGAUUUUCUGGGGAUCAGCUUUGACCAUUGUUGGGGUUAUUCUGCAGACGGCCGCGCAGAACAUUGCCAUGUUCGUGGUAGCCCGUAUCAUCCUUGGGUUUGGUUCUGCUAUCUCUGGCAUUGCUGGAGGUGUGUAUUUUGCGGAAACAUUCCCCAGUCGAUGGCGCGCGUGGGGCGCUGGACUAUUGAACGAUUUCUUUUACGUUGGAGCACUAAUCGCAGCUGGAAUAACUCUCGGCACUGGCCAGUGGCAGUCAACAUGGGCAUGGAGGGCCCCUUCGCUCUUCCAGGCUAUCUUUUCCCUCCUUUGCAUUCUUACCCUACCAUUCAUUCCUGAAUCCCCUCGGUGGCUCGUUCGUCAGGGACUUUAUGCGGAAGCUAGAGUGUCCGUGGCGCAGACAAACGCAAAUGGAAGUUUGUCUGAUCCGGUCGUUAUCGCGAUAUUCAAAGAGAUUGUUGAUACCUUGAAGUGGGAAAAGGAAAACGUGCAUGACAUGACCGCUAUCGAGAUCUUCCGAUCUCCUUCGGCCAGAAAGCGACUGCUUAUUGGGAUGUCUCCAGGCCCAUUCUCAUGUAUUGCUGGAAACAUCAUCGCGUCAUACUAUUUCGGGUCUGAACUUGACACGGCUGGUAUUACGAACACGAACGAUCAGCUCAAGGCAAAUGUCGUACUGAAUGUUUGGUGUCUCGCAUGCUGCCUUAUUGGUACUCAUCUGACAGCUAGAUGGGGGCGGAAGCCCACAGCGAUGCUCUCCCAGAUACUGCUGAGCGCAUGCCUGUUCAUCAUUGGCGGGCUAUCGAAAACAUAUGCAUCUAACCCACACGGCGCAUCAAGCUCACUUGUAUAUGGCAAUGUCGCGGUAAUGUUCCUCUUUCAAGGUUUUUACUCUAUCGCGUGGACCCCGCUUCUUUAUCUCUACCCACCUGAGAUCAUGAAUUACUCUAUGCGCGCGAACGGAAUGGCGUUCUCAUCAUUUGUUCUAAACGCAUUCGCCCUUGUCUUCACCUUCAUAAUGCCUAUUGGUCUGGGCAACAUCGGUUGGAAGAUGUACAUGAUCAACGCCUCGUGGGACCUGGUUAUUCUUGGUCUUAUUGCAUAUUAUUGGGUCGAAACAAAGGGGAAGACUCUGGAGGAGAUUGACGAGCUCUUUGAAGGAGAGAAACACUCCUCGGUGCCGGAUAUCGAGAAGAUCCGACGCGGCCAGAAAGAGAUUGACACAGAUGUAGUUGAAGAACAACUGACUGCGGAGCUAGGCCCUGUAUCGACGAAGCAUUAA